Molecule: messenger RNA, 6587 nt
Organism: Porites evermanni
Lineage: Eukaryota; Metazoa; Cnidaria; Anthozoa; Scleractinia; Poritidae
Source: the annotation of a GenBank genome assembly
AUGUCUCCCAGUGGGCACUCUCACGAUCACAGUGGGCACUCGCAUGGGGAAAUGAACGAACAUUCUACCAUGGCAUCUCAUGGAGCCGCUGGUCAGAUGAACCACAACAUGGAGGGGGGGCAUGCGGUAAGAGAGCUAUCGGGUUUACUUGCUUCCGACUAGAAAUACCGGAGUACUGUUUUGAUGAGGAAAAUAGUAACGUUGCUAACAUAGUCCACACACGGUACCCCAACAGGGGCAAAGAUAAAAACCGCACUGAUCUUCAGCAUGAAAGCGUAUUUGCCAUCGUAGCACCGAGAAGGCAUUUUGGCCUGCAUUCUGUACUCAAUAAGUAUGACCUAAACCAUCAAAAGAUAAACUAAAAGUUUACUCAUUUAUGCAAUCUACACACUGAGUUUGUUAUUGAUUCGUCUAAGAAAAGUUUCGAAUUUUCAAGGAUUGCCUUUUUUUUCGAAAUCUCGAAAAGUAGAACAUACAAUGCAAUUAGAUCGCUACUUCCACUAAACAGCCAACGUUGGAUUGUCAUUUCAUUUUUUUUAUCUCUUUUUAAAUCAUUCGGGUAUGCAAAUUUGCUAUAGAAUAUUUAUCGCCAUUAGGAAUGGCUAAGUACUUUUUUAUUAUUUGUGAAAACAUGUAAAUUAUCCAUCAUCAAAAAGAAAGUUUUAAAAACAAUUGAACAUGCAGUCACGCCAUUGCAAACCAAAUGGGAUGUUUAAGGCUCUCUUUGAGGGAGUACUGUUUGAUAAUAACCACAUUCUUUCACGUGCUAUCUAAGUCAUCUACAUGUCUAUUACUCUUGUGAUUUAUAUGUUUUCUUUGCACGCGAAAGUAUUAACUAUCAAUUAACUUAGUCGACAAAUUUAGCCCUAAUUGGCCUUAUCUUCGACCAACGUACAGCUGUGAUCUAAAUAAUACAGUCGAAAGACACCCCCACAGAAAAAUGAGGUUUUUCUGGUAGGGAACUCAAGGACGUAAAAGCCAGUAUACUGUUUUGUUUUUGUGACAUGAACCGGAAUUGCAGCUGGAAAUGAACCUGGAGUAAAUCGAUGACGCAAGUUGAAAACAAAGGCGAUUACUGAACCAUUGAUUAUAAUAAAGGAUAAAUAUAGAUGGCAUUUAAUGUGCAUUCCUCCGUGCGAAUCUUAUAGCACAAAAAUAACUGAAAUGUUGUAAUCUAAAAAACCUUGCCUGUCUUUUAAAACAACUUGGAAACAAAAUAAAAAACUCUUCAGAAAAAAACCCAAAAUGUAGAGAAGUUUUGAUUCAGAAUAAGAAAAAUUUUGAGAAACGUAUUUUUCUUAAAAAAUAUAUAGCUCUGUAACAACAGUUGAUACACAUUACCGUUUGUUUGUUUGUUUGUUGGAUAAGGCGAUUUAACGGCUACUUGUAAUAUCAUUUCCGGGUAAUAAUUCUGCGAGUCUCUUUUAUGACACUGAGCCAAAACGUCCAACAUUGAUCUAUAAAAAAUGUCCUCAUAUCACCAUUACUCACGUCAGAGUGAAUCGUAAAAAGGUUUUGCUCUACUUUCACUGAGUUUCUUGUUGCUCUAUUUUUUAGUAUCCUUCGUCAGUACUUUUCAGUGAUAUUUCACGAAUCUACAAACGGUAUUUCAAAGACGGCUUGGUACAUUUCUGCGUUGUGUUAAUAUUGACCUACCGCGUGAAAGUAAAAGGAUCUCGUUUAUCAAGUAUAUCACUAUUUGUAGGCCUUCACGGUCAUACAGAAUAUCGAUGACGUAUCCGAAACAUACGGCCGAGCACACGAAAGGGAGAGAAAUAAAGGGACAAAAAACAUUUAUUAUUUAAACACGUGGGUUUUAAAGCCAAUACAGCUUAUGAGGCCGAGUAAAAAAUGUUAAUAGGAUAAUAAAAAUUAAAAAAUACACUUAAAACGAUAAAAAAUACACUAUUAUGAAUAUAUAAACUAAAAAUAUGAAUGCGGUCCACAAAAGGCGAAAUAUGUGCAAUAAAAGAUUUGAAUAGGAUCAAUGAAAGACGAAAUCACUCUCAAUUUGGAGACCCGUCUGCGGUGACUCUUCAUUAACGUUCAAGCCUGAGAUGAACAAAACGCCGAAAAAUGAGAUCUAGAUAUAGGAGACAACGAUAAACAGUAUCGAGCAAGCCUUAUCUUCGACUUUUAAUUUCCAGUAUCAGGCAAAAAAAACUGUCAUUGCAUCGAAAAAAGGGUAAUAAAAAGUUGUAUGAACAGGAGUAUUGGCUAAAGUGGUGGAUGAGAUUAGUAUAGUAAGCUCAGAUUAAUUCGCAUAACAUUGGACCCGGUUCAUCAAAAGUUGUUAAGCCAAAUUGCAGAGAAUCAUGAUGUAAAAUGAAACUAACGAAAGAAUCCAUGAGUUUAGUUCUUGUCUAUGAAAAUGUAACUGAAGGGAUAGAAUUGUCUACCGUUGACCUUUCGCUCCGAGUUCACGAUAACGCCGCAGAAAGGUACUCUGAAACAAUCAAAAGGACAGUAAAUACAAUCCUGUGUAAAAAUUUUAAUUCGAGAUUAGCCCUGAUAACUUUUCGCAUCUUCUCAGGAAAUGGGCUGACAAUAGUAAUGUUGUAAUGGUAAUCGGACUGGGUGGAGUCCGAGUGAACAAUGCGGGAGACCACGAUUUACAAACANACCAAUACGUCAAACGAAAGAGGCAUGCAAAAGCUAUACAAAAUAUUUUAAAGCUAAGGUUUUAAUUUUACGGUACGCGAUGUGAGGAGCUUGAUGGUUCCCUCCUAAAUGCAUUGAAAAGACGUUUUAGGCCAUCCAGAGUACUUUUAGAUCUCUAGAAAUGUAUUCUAAGCGGCGCUAUAAAAUUUGUAUCUGUUCAGUCAUCCUAGGGGAACUUGAGGCUUUUCGAAAUUUCAAGGGCUUCCGUGUUAUUUUCCCGAAAAUUUUUACGAAAGUGAGAAUUUUCUUAUUCCUCUCUCCAUCACAUUUUUGAAUCCGAAAAUUUUAGAUUUUCUUUUUCUACGAAAAUUAGCCUAACAUAAGGAGUAAAAUAUGAAAAAUUGAACUUCAGAAAAUCUUAGGGAAUUUUUGAGGCAAGCUUCGAAAAUUGUACCUGAAUGGAACGCUCAUCAAGAAAUUCUUAGCCGUAUUCAAGCAAUAGAAAAUUCUAGGCAAUAUUUGCUUCUCCGAACAGAUAUAUAUUUUACAGAAAACAGUCGUUAGGAUUCCCCUGGAAUGUGCUCUACAACCUCAUCCCUAGGGCUUUAGGUAGGGGAAAACUUGAUCCCUGGGGGACGAGGAUGGGUAUUCUAUAGUGAAAAGACCCCACUUCAACCCUUUUAUACAUCAAUAUAAUGGGUAUAUGUGUUUUGAAAAACUGCUCAUCUAUGUAAAUUGUUAGAGUGUUUUAGAAAUUUUUAAGCAGUAACAUGAGUUUCAUAUAUUUUAGAUUUUGUAAAUAUUUUUAUUGCCUUUGUUAUUGUUUUACGUAAAUUCAUUUCGCAAAAAUCCAAAAUGACAGAUUUAUCGCCAGUUGUAUCACUUGGCUUUUAUCACUGAAAACGCUCUAUGAAUUCAAGUGCCGUUCAGUAAAAUGUAUUGCACUGGUUUUGGUUGUUUCUUCAGCCCAAUACAAAGUACAUAUGGGCGGUACAUUAGUUUAGUUCACAGUGAAUGGACAAAAUUCCUCUAUAACAAAGUUAAUUUGCGUCGAUCAAUUUCAGAUGAUGUUUCAUCUCAGAAGUGAUCUCAAUCUUCUGUUUGAACCAUGGGAUAUCUCAUCAACAAAAGGUAGAAAAAUAUCAUACUUUAAUAUAAUUAUAAUUUAUAAAUUUGAUGUCUUUCAUGGUUUCUGAAAAUCUAGCCUGCGUAGCAAGCGUUUCUGCUCGAGUUUGUCGACUUUUCGCAUUAAGGGGGUUCAACAACCAGUACGACGACGGCAAAAACGUCCGAAUUCACCAUUAUUUAACAAACUGAACAACAUGAGAGAUAGAUUCACUUUUUGAGAGAAGUUUUCGUUACCUUCGUCGCCGUCGUUACUUAAGCACCUUUAAGUUAAUAACUGGACCCGAAACGCUAUACAAGAUGAUAAUUCAUAUGUCACUCAAUUGCCACAAGUGACCAAUACUACCCCAAAAUCAGUACUGGGUUUCUAAAUGGGGUCUUUACUUUAUAUUACUUUAGCCUCACUGAAUCAGACCAAACGUGUUUAAAUUCGGAUUGAUCCUUUGGUUAGUACUAGUAUAUGGUUCAUUUCAUAUUUUUUUACCGUUUCAGUGUUGGUUGGCUCGUGUAUUGCAGUGCUGUUCAUUUCAAUUUUCUAUGAAGGCCUGAAGAUCUUCAGAGCCAAACUGAUUGACAGGCACAAAACUAUGGCCAAACGAACUGACGGUGUACAGUCUUCAGGAUUUCGUCAGAGCCUUUGGUAAGCUCUUUCGGCUUAUUCCCUCUUCGAGGAGCAGGCUCAGGCUUUGUUGGCGUACUGCCACGGCAACUCAUUUUUGAUCCUCUACUAUAUAUACUACAUUUCACAGAGAAGCAACACAAAAAACUGCUUUAGAAUUACAGGAUACAUACCCUGGAUGCCAGAGGUUUUUCAUGCGCGGUUUCCGGUUUCGGUCAAAAGUGACCCGCGCGAAAAGCAGGUCACUUUUUAAGAAAUUGUAGAAUUUCAAAACAAAACAUAACUUUUGUUUAUUAUUUCUACUGGGUAUAACAGUCGUCCCAAGAGAAAUAUAAAACAACGGUUAUGCAAAAUUUGGAGGGGCAAACAAUGUGUAUUAUGAGAGAUGUGAGAAUGACCAAUGUUUCAAAGCUAAGCUGGAGCAUAGCUGGAGUAAAUCUAAAAUUCUUUUUUAAUAUAGAAAAAAAAAAGAUAAUUAUUAAUUUUUUAAAAUGCUUUAUGGAAGUUGUAACACUUUCGUGUUACGUGGUGCCGUUCAAAACAGCCUGACUCCUGUCUAGAUUUCAUGCCCUCAGAAACCGAGAAAACAUAGUUUCCGGGAAGCCAUGGGAAGGAAUUCGAAAAAUGAAGUCUUUUUCCAAUACUAGCAGGCGUUCACUGUAAGAGUAGAGAAGUUUGCCCAGGGAAAAUAGAUGAAAGCUGGAGUUUUGCGAAUAACGAGCAUACGUUGACAUAAGUAGACCAAGUUUUCCUACAGAUACAGCUGACUUUCAUUCACUUUAGCGAUCGAUUGUAAGGCAUUUACGAACCAGGCUCCAGUUUGAAAGGUAGACACUGUAUUUGAGUGUCCCUGAUGUAUUAAUUACGAAAGUACUAACUGGGGACACUAUUUUUAAGUCUCCAAAUGGAGACGGGACCCGCGAUUUUACAUGGUCAUCCGAGCCACGCGAGGGCCGGUCUAGCCACUUGCAAUCCAGGGAGUACCUUCCAUUCUCAGUUACUUUAAGACCCUGAGUAUUGGUCUGGCCCCGAGAAUGGAAACAUCAACCUCCCGUUCUGCAGUCAAGUGGACAGCCCAAACUAUCUACUGUGGAACCCCGCCUUACGGUGGCCUCCGUAUCACCGCCAGCUUUUUACGUCUUUUAGGGCCCGGCAAAACGGCCAUACAUUUCCUUAAAAAAAACCGUUAGUAGUCUUAGUACGGUCACGGCCACAUUUUAAAAUCCCAAACAGUAGAAUCUCCUAUAAUUUCACCCCGUUAAUACGGCCACUAAUUCCAAAUUUAGAAAAUUAUAAUGCCUGUGACAUGUCAAUUUAUUGACCUAGUAUAAAUCUGAGCUUAUUUUUGUACUGUUUUUAGACUACAGUACACUUAAAAUGCACUCGUGGCUAUUUAUAGCCGAAUUUUAAGAGAGUUUCAUGUACUGAAGGGAAAUUUUAAGUAGUUUUUUCAAGUACUGAACGCGAUAUCUACAUUCCAGUUGGUUAUUAAUGAGAACAGUACGGUGAAUGUGAUGUACAGUGUAUUUGUCAUUACGGCAAGAAAUUUGAGCCAGCCCCGGUUAUACCUACACACCGUUAGCCUGCAUAACAAGCGCUUUAUGAGCCAAGCGAGGCAAACGCGGCAUUUCGCGCGUGUCGCAAUGCCGGGUUUGCCUCGCUUGGCUCAUAAAGCACCUGUUAUGCAGGCUACCCCGUUAAUACGGCCAAUUUUCUUUUUUGCCCAUUAGUGACCUUAUUAACACUGUAUUCAAUAAUCUAGCCAAGUAAGUCAGAGAGACCUUUAUAAGUGAACCUCUGUGACGUCAGAAAUCGUAAUAAUGAGAAACAAAGGCUGGGUACAACAACUUUGCCGAUCACCGACCUGACCAUGUUCAUUUUUUAUAGGAUCACCAUGUGCAGCUCGCAUCACUUGUCACAAACAGUCUUGCACAUUUUGCAUGUGGCGCUGGGAUACCUACUAAUGCUGGUGGUGAUGACGUAUCAGGUUUAUCUUGGGAUCUCCGUUAUAAUCGGAGCGGGCCUGGGCUACUUCCUCUUCGCUGGCUUCAUCAGUGAUACAGAUCAUCAUAAAGACGAAUCUUGUCCUAACCCCACCCCAGAGAGUCCUGCGAUGAUUUUAAAAUUGACGAAUUUCAACGGCCUCGAAAAGGAGCAACAUGAACCAGAGAAAACAGCUUCGUCUGAUCUUGCUUUUUCCAAUAAGGGUUUUAGCACGGAAAAAAGUAACACAGACAAAUAA